AUGAUAUCAUAUAGGACUAUUACUCAUAGCAAAUCCAUAGCUACACAAACUACCCGAUUUCUAGGGACAGCUUCCCGCAGAUUAGCAGCUGACUCCACUGCAUCGUCAUCAACAACAGAAUCAACUAUUGAAACAGACUCUCCUGACAGCACUAAUUUUGAACAGUUCAAAAGUAAACAAUCGUGGAGAGAAUCAUAUGCACCCGGAUCAUCAGCACAAACUGAUUUAACCGAAAACUUGUCGAAAAUCACUCAAAAUAUAGCUAGUGGAGAACCACCAAUUCAUAUAGCUCAAUCCUUACAAAGAAAAUUUAGAGUUGGUACUACAUACAAUCCAUUUGAUUUCAGUAUGAAUAGGUUGAGAAUGGAAAGAAAACAAGCUCAAUUGCAACAACGUAAUCUGGAAGAUCCAUUUGAACGUAGUGGUAUUAAUCCUAGAAACUUGUAUUUGAUGCCAGAGGUAUUAUCACAGUUUUUAACGUCAACGGGACAAAUUUUACCAAGGCAAACAACUGGAUGUAGUGCUGCUAAUCAAAAGAAAUUGACUGCUGCUAUAAAGACUGCUAGAAACUUGGGGUUGUUGUCUACUGUACAUAAACAUUAUCGUUUCUUACCAACAAGGAAUUUAUAA
Molecule: messenger RNA, 630 nt
Organism: Lodderomyces parapsilosis
Lineage: Eukaryota; Fungi; Ascomycota; Pichiomycetes; Serinales; Debaryomycetaceae
Product: mitochondrial 37S ribosomal protein bS18m
Exons: 1
Coding region: 1-630 (209 amino acids)
Biological process (GO): mitochondrial translation
Cellular component (GO): ribosome; mitochondrial small ribosomal subunit
Molecular function (GO): small ribosomal subunit rRNA binding; structural constituent of ribosome
Source: RefSeq, a predicted model, not a curated record